AUGGACAGAUGUGUAGAGGUGGGUGUACGGGAAGUGUGGUGCUCUAACCUGAACAACUGUGAAGAUUUACCUGUCCGGAGGUGCUGUGUAAGACUGUGUGAAGAUUUACCUGUCCUGAGGUGCUGUGUAAGACUGUGUGAAGAUUUACCUGUCCUGAGGUGCUGUGUAAGACUGUGUGAAGAUUUACCUGUCCUGAGGUGCUGUGUAAGACUGUGUGAAGAUUUACCUGUCCUGAGGUGCUGUGUAAGACUGUGUGAAGAUUUACCUGUCCUGAGGUGCUGUGUAAGACUGUGUGAAGAUUUACCUGUCCGGAGGUGCUGUGUAAGACUGUGCGAAGAUUUACCUGUCCUGAGGUGCUGUGUAAGACUGUGUGAAGAUUUACCUGUCCUGGGGUGCUGUGUAAGACUGUGUGAAGAUUUACCUGUCCGGAGGUGCUGUGUAAGACUGUGUGAAGAUUUACCUGUCGGGAGGUGCUGUGUAAGACUGUGCGAAGAUUUACCUGUCCUGAGGUGCUGUGUAAGACUGUGUGAAGAUUUACCUGUCCUGGGGUGCUGUGUAAGACUGUGUGAAGAUUUACCUGUCCUGAGGUGCUGUGUAAGACUGUGUGAAGAUUUACCUGUCCUGAGGUGCUGUGUAAGACUGUGUGAAGAUUUACCUGUCCUGAGGUGCUGUGUAAGACUGUGUGAAGAUUUACCUGUCCGGAGGUGCUGUGUAAGACUGUGUGAAGAUUUACCUGUCGGGAGGUGCUGUGUAAGACUGUGUGAAGAUUUACCUGUCCUGAGGUGCUGUGUAAGACGGUGUGAAGAUUUACCUGUCCGGAGGUGCUGUGUAAGACGGUGUGAAGAUUUACCUGUCCGGAGGUGCUGUGUAAGACUGUGUGAAGAUUUACCUGUCCUGGGGUGCUGUGUAAGACGGUAUGAGAAUGGACAGGUGUGCAGAAAUGACAGGUGUGCCGGAAGUGUGGUGCUGUACACGGCGGCGUGCCAGCCUGUGUACGUGCCGCCCCUCCCCCUGAAGAGGCGGCGCGCCGGAGCCGAGCGCCUCGCCCUGAACGUGGGAGGAACCAGGUUUGAAAUAUGGCGGCACCUGCUAGAGAGGUACCCGGACACUCUGCUCGGCAGCGACGAAAAAGACUAUUUCUUCGAUGACGGGAAAGGAGAAUACUUUUUCGACAGGGACCCGGACCUGUUCCGCUACAUCCUGAGCUUCUACCGCACCGGCAGGCUUCACUACCCCGAGAGCGAGAGCGUGUCCGCGUAUGACGAGGAGCUCCGCUUUUUCGGCAUCCCGAAUGACGCGGACUCGAUCGGUCCGUGCUGCCGCGAAGCCUACAUCGACAAGAAGGAGGCGCACGAGGCGUCCGUCAGCGCGGCGGCCCGGGACGCGCAGGUGCCGCCCGAGCCCGCGACGUUCCGGGAGAAAAUCUGGCGCAUCGUGGAGAACCCUGACGAGACGACGCUGGGACUCGUCUUCUUCUACGUCACCGGCUUCUUCAUCGCCGUGUCCGUGUUCGCGAACGUUGUGGAGACGCUGAACUGCGCGCCCUUCCCGCCCAAGAUGGUGGAGAAGAUGCCGUGCGGGCUGCGCUACUCGCUGUCCUUCUCCUGCCUGGAGACGGCCUGUGUCGUCAUCUUCACGGCCGAGUACCUGGUGCGACUGUUCGCGGCGCCAGACAGAGCCAGGUUCGUGAAGAGCGCCAUGAGCGUCAUCGACAUCGUGUCCAUCCUGCCCUUCUACAUCGGGCUGUGCAUCCCGGCCAACAACAGCGUCAACGGGCUGUUCGUCACGCUGCGAGUCUUCCGCGUCUUCCGCAUCUUCAAACUGUCGCGCUCCUCCCCCGGCCUGCGGUUGCUAGGCGACACGCUGAAGGGCUGCGCCCGGGACUUGGGCUUCCUCCUGUUCGCCCUCAGCAUGGCCGUCAUCAUCUUCGCCACGAUGGUGUUCUACGCCGAGCGGAACCACCCCAACUCCUUCUUCUCCAGCAUCCCGGAGGGAUUCUGGUACAUCAUCGUCACCAUGACGACGCUUGGGUACGGUGACAUGACUCCGCGCACGAUCCCCGGCAAGCUGGUGACGGCGUUCUGCUCCAUCACGAGCGUCAUCCUGCUCACGCUGCCGCUCACCGUCAUCGUCUCCAACUUCACCAACGUCAUCCAGUCCAAAAAGGGCGGCGACAGGGGGCGGCACCUGGUGCGGGGCACGAGGCCGACUUACGAGGAGCGCGAGUUCCUGCUGCAGCGCGACCACCUCAUGCACUGCCUGGAGACCACCACGGAGAGCCACGUCACGGAGAACAACUGUCACCCUGGGUACCUGGACCACUGGGCUCCGGACCUCGCCGUCAAAAAGGCACAGUAAAAACCAUGUCGGACAUCGCCGUCAAAAAGGCACAGUAAAAACCAUGUCGGACCUCGCCGUUAAAAAGGCACAGUGAAAACCAUGUCGGACCUCGCCGUCAAAAAGGCACAGUAAAAACCAUGUCGGACCUCGCCGUCAAAAAGGCACAGUAAAAGCCAUGUCGGACCUCGCCGUUAAAAAGGCACAGUAAAAUACAUCGGACCUCUCUGACAAAAGCCACAAUAAAAACGCAUCGGCCACAUAAGACCUCUCUGACAACCCAUCGACUAGGGUGCUGGGCAUCGUGUCUCUCUGCCAAUUAACACAUUUACAAUUUGGCACCGACCAUUGAGGUCAUGAUACUAUCUGUGCUAGUACCCAUAACUGUAUCUAUGGUCCAACUUAGCUCUAGUGUUCAGAACUGUAUCUGUAGUUCAGUUAGGCUUUAGUAUCCGUUACUAUCUGUAGUCAAACUUAACUCUAGUGUUCAGAGCUGUAUCUGUAAUGUAUCUGGAAUACAUAUGUUAACCCUCAAGCCCCCGAACUUUUUUUUGCGACUAAAAUGACCAAGUGGGGUCCAAACGGACCCCAAAAUGUUUUGUUCAUAAAAUCUUAAUUCCAAUUCCUAUCGGUGAUCAUUAUGCAUAUAUUGCUUCAUCAAUGUAAGAGGAAUAUUUUGAGAUGUUAAGGUUUUGCUAAUUCCAGCUUAUCAUCAUAAUCCAUGCAAAAGAUCAGAAGGACCAGUUUUGCACUAAACCUAUUCUGACCAGAGAGUGGAAUUUUGAGGCCCUCAGCAACUUUCAUGGCGUAUAACUCAUGAACGGCCUGAGCUAAAGCUACGAAACUUAGUAAUCUAUUACAGAAUAUUCUUAGCAAAAAAAAAUAAUGUCAAUAAAGUAAGUUUAUCAUUUUUGGGGGUUGCCAUGGCAACGGAAUUAUGA
Molecule: messenger RNA, 3278 nt
Organism: Branchiostoma floridae (Florida lancelet)
Lineage: Eukaryota; Metazoa; Chordata; Leptocardii; Amphioxiformes; Branchiostomatidae
Product: potassium voltage-gated channel protein Shal-like
Exons: 3
Coding region: 1-2358 (785 amino acids)
Biological process (GO): protein homooligomerization; potassium ion transmembrane transport
Cellular component (GO): voltage-gated potassium channel complex; membrane
Molecular function (GO): A-type (transient outward) potassium channel activity; protein binding
Source: RefSeq, a predicted model, not a curated record